Molecule: messenger RNA, 1407 nt
Organism: Metschnikowia bicuspidata var. bicuspidata NRRL YB-4993
Lineage: Eukaryota; Fungi; Ascomycota; Pichiomycetes; Serinales; Metschnikowiaceae
Exons: 1
Coding region: 1-1407 (468 amino acids)
Biological process (GO): mitotic sister chromatid segregation; cell division
Cellular component (GO): MIS12/MIND type complex
Source: RefSeq, a predicted model, not a curated record
AUGCCGCCCAAACCCCCCCUGGCCGCCCGCGCCCGCGGCGCCCGCAGGCCGCGUGCCAAGAAAAGCGCGCCGCCGCCCGCGGGCGCGGCCGGGCGCGAGGCGGAAGAGGCCGCCGGCUCGCCCGAAAACAGGCCGCGCCACGGGCCCAGCCAGUCGCUUCUCGGGCCCCACAACACGCUCAGACAGCUUCUAGCGGGCAGUGCCGCUGGGCCGGCUGCCGCCGCCACGCCACCGCGGAGAGCCGCCGGGGCCUUGCGCGCCCGGCUCUCGCUAUCGCCGGCCAGCUCCGCCAGCACGCCCAUGUCCCGCCUCAAACACGCCACCGCCCAGUUGGGCAUUCUGGCCGCGGGCGGCCGGCUGCCGGUCCGCUUUGACGACGUCGAGGCGGAACUGCCGCCGCCAAAAAAGCGCCGCCCCGGCCGGCCCCGCACACAGCAGGGCCGCCGGCCGCCCAAAAUCGAGGCGUUUCCGGACGACGACGACAGCUUCAUGGACCACGCGCCGCCCGGCCCUCCUGGCUCGGCGCUGGGGGCCCGGCCCGGGUUGUCGCGCCGGUCCUCGUACAACAACCGGGGCAAACGGGGGCUGUCGAUCGGGAACGGCUUCGUUGCCAAGCCGCACUCGGAGGUGUCCGAGACAGACUACUACAAGCACAUCGACUCGUCGAUGUCCGAGCCCAACCGCAUGCGCCAGCUUCUAGCCUGGUGCUUCCGCAAGACGAUGGAGAACGACAAGAGCGGCCCCGGCGGCGCCUCCAACGAGGCGCGGACGGCGGAGGGCGUGGCCAAGGCCAUCGAGCGCGAGCUUCUCGAGGAUAUCAUCAACGGCGCCAUCUCCACCAGCUGGUACAGUAUGAAGGAUGACAGGCCCGCCGCGCAGGACCACGUGCCGGGGAGGACCAUCAUUCGUCCCAACCCAUUGAAUGAGGCCAACAAGGAGAGCAUUGCGAUCUUCUCCGCCAAGCUCAAGAGCCUCCGUGCGGAAAAGGCCAGGCUCUUGGCGGCGUAUCAAGCCAGCGUGAAGGGCUUGGACGACCUACUCCUCGACCCGGGCGCCGCCCCGGAAGAAGCUCUUCGAGCGUACCUACGAGAACACCAAUCGGACAGGAGCGUCCAAGAAUCGACGCUCGGUGAACCGGUGCCAAAGGAGGUACAGCUGCACGUUCAGAAGGCUAAGUCCAGCGUGGAGCUCGAUCUAGAAUUGAACGUCGACAAGCUCCAUAAUCUUCUGCACCGGUUGAGGCAAAGUGCUGGUCUCGUGUCCAAGCUCCACCAAAACGUCCUUGCGCCGGAGUUUUCGGACCUUGUGCGCAAAUACGCACAUCGUGGCGAGGGCAAGAACGAGCCAUCCACCAGGGAACUAUUGCGGGGAAUCACCAAGCUAGACCGCGCGCGCAGACUCAAAUGA